Messenger RNA from Andrographis paniculata, 1218 nucleotides. RefSeq names its product cyclin-P3-1-like. Lineage: Eukaryota; Viridiplantae; Streptophyta; Magnoliopsida; Lamiales; Acanthaceae. The record is from RefSeq and is a predicted model, not a curated record. Gene Ontology annotation, biological process: regulation of cyclin-dependent protein serine/threonine kinase activity. The coding region runs from base 293 to 919 and encodes 208 amino acids. Gene Ontology annotation, molecular function: protein kinase binding. The transcript has 3 exons.
CGCUUUCCUAAUCUCUGAUGUCAAAAUUAAAGAGGAUAAUAUAUAUAUAUAUAUAUAUAUAGAGAGAGAGAGAGAGAGAGUAUAAUGGAGAUGGAGGGCAUUAUGGAGGUGGGGUUCUGCUGCAAUUGCAAUGUGAUUAACAAAUUCACCCAAUUUUAAAAGGGGAAAAAUAGCUACAGGUAUAUUUCUUGCUUGCCCUCCACUUUAUUUAGCAAAAAGAGAAGAAGUGUUCUUUUGUUGUUUGCUCGAUUAAUUGCAGCAGAUCUCUCAUAGUUCUUCCCCAAACUCUCUGAUGUCAAGUUUGGCACUUAAAUCCGCCGUCGCCGACGAAAACGGGUCUUCCUCGAGCGAUGACUACGUGGCAUUGGGGCUAUACGAAGCGAGGGGCGAGAGGCGAAGGGAGCCUCGGGUAUUGUCGCUUCUCUCGGCAUUGCUCGAGAGAUCGGUCCGGAAAAACGAAAGGAUGGUCGAGACUUCACGAUAUAAAGAUCGCGCCACGUUGUUCCACGGAGUAAGCGCGCCGUCCCUCACGAUUCACCAAUACGUCGUACGGAUCUUCAAGUACUCGCGUUGCAGCCCCUCGUGCUUCGUCCUUGCACAAGUGUACAUCGACCGAUUCAUCCGAUGCACGGCCCUAAUCUUGACAUCCCUCACCGUACACCGCCUCCUCAUCGCCGCCGUCGUCGUGGCCGCGAAAUUUAUCGAUGAUUCAUUCUUCAACAAUGCGUACUAUGCGAGAGUCGGAGGCGUGAGCACGGCGGAGCUAAAUAAGCUUGAGAUGAAGCUGCUAUUCGGGUUGGACUUCCGACUUCACGUCACGGUGGACACGUUCGACGACUAUUGCUCGACACUUAGACGGGACGGUGUUGCCGUGACGGGAGGAUUCGGCGACCGUCGGAUUGGGACGGAACUACACUAGGGUUUUGGGGGCAAUUGACCUCCCAAGCCCAAUUUAUGUAUUUAUAUAUAGUUUGUCCUUCUUAAAAUUAUUUAAAUUCAUAUAUAAUUUUAUCAUUAUUUUUUAUUUAAAUUUAUUAGUUAAAUAUUAAAUAAAUUAUAACAUUGUCCCACUUCGAAAUUUAGAUACUAGUUUCGUAACUGCCUUCGGACGGGUGCUUGUGGCGUGGAAGGCAAUAACGUGGCAAGUAAAGAUGAUCCAACUUGUGCACACUAAGUUGCUAGAUGAAGAGGAAUUUGGGUUUGUUUGGCUGUGGUUUU